Phoenix dactylifera (date palm) is the source of this 1724-nucleotide messenger RNA. The record is from RefSeq and is a predicted model, not a curated record. NCBI's taxonomy places the organism in Eukaryota, Viridiplantae, Streptophyta, Magnoliopsida, Arecales, Arecaceae.
CGACGCUUAUAAGCGUCGGCAUAUCGGAAGAACACGACGACGCUUAUAAGCGUCGUCGGACUUCAUUCCUCCAAAACCCGAUCGACCCCCUCCCUCUAAAGCCCUAAAUCCCCAUCUCACGCCGACCGACUCCCUCUCUUCUCAACCCUUUUCACCGAUCUCAUCCAUUCUCCUCCGCCGAGCGCUCUCCGUCGUCGCGAUGGGGGGAGUCGCUGCUGAUGCAGGCGUUGAGCAAGCGGCGGACGUGGGUCUUCCUCUUCCUCGUCGUCUACUCCCUCCUCCUCUCCUCCUCCUGGAACCUCCUCCUCUCCAUCCGCUCCUGGUACAACUCGGCGGCCGCCUCCGCCUCCUCCCGCGCCGCCGCCGGCUGGAAGGCCCUCUACGCCUCCGUGCUCUACGGAGGGGUCUUCGGCCUGCUCUCCAUGGGGGCGGCGCUGGCCGUGGCGGUGCCGGCCACGUUGGUCACCUGGAUCACGAUCCUCGUGCUACUCGCCCUCUUCAAACUCCUCCUCCUCGCCUUCGGCCUCGGCCCCCUCUGCCCCUCCCUCCCCCUUCUCCCCUUCCUGUUCACCUCCUUCUUCCCUGUCAAGAUCCAAACCAGACCCAAGCCCAAACCUCCCAUCUCUUCAUCGUUAUCCACCCUUCACCGCCUCAUCACUGCCGUCAGGGUUCUCCUCUUGGCCACCAUCAUCUCCAGCUACCGCUAUAGUGAUAGAAUGCAUCCGUACCUCCUCCUCGCCAUCUACUGCUGCCACAUCUACCUGAUCCUAGAUCUCGGUCUCGCCUCCAUUGCCAAGAUCGCCACCGGUCUCCUUGGCCUCGAGCUGGAGCCCCAGUUCAACAACCCCUUAGGCGCCUCCUCCCUUCAGGACUUCUGGGGCCGCCGCUGGAACCUUAUGGUCUCUUCCAUCCUCCGCCCCUCCGUCUACGACCCCGUUCAAGCCCGCUGGGGGCUCGACGCCGGCAUCCUCGCCACCUUCUUCGUCUCCGGCCUCAUGCACGAGCUCAUGUUCUACUACCUCACCUUGGCACUUCCCACCGGGGAGGUUACCGCGUUCUUCGUCCUCCACGGGCUGCUCACGGUGGCGGAGAGGAAGGCCCGGAAGGCCGGCUGGUGGCGGCCGCACCCCGUCGUGGCGGCGCCGCUUGCACUCGGGUUGAUCGUCGGCACCGGGUACUGGCUCUUCUUCCCGCCCCUCCUGAGAGGUGGGGCCGACGCGGUGGGGCUGGCGGAGUUUUCUGCUGUGAUGGGAGUUUUCCAAACCCCCUCCAAUAUCCCAUGUACUUUUUGCUGAUGACAUGCAAGUAGCAAGGGCGAUAGUAAAGGAUAGAAUUCUACUUAAAAUCCCUUGUUGAUGCUUGUUAAGUAUAGCCGGCCAAGCUAUUAAUACAUCUAAAUCCCAUCUUAUCUUCAGCCCAAGAACCCCAAGAGCAAUUAAGUCUAAUAUAUGCAAGGUUUUUUCCAUGCAGGAGAGCAGGGGGUGUGGAAAUAUGUAGGGGUUCCUCUAUUAGGUAUGCCUCUGGCCUCUUUGAAUUUUAAUUUUCUAUUGGAUAAGGUGGCAACGGAGAUUGCAAGUUGGAAAUGGAAGGCUUUAUCUCUGGCUGGUAGAACAACCUCACUCCAACUUGUGCUUUCAUCUAUUCCUAUCUGUUGUAUAUCCUGUGUCAGUGUGCCUUUAUCUAUCAAUACAAGACUUGACAAGGAGCUUUCGGGCUUUGUUUUA